UAAUUAAUUCAAAAUGUUUCAUAAAUUUCCAUAUGGUUCAUUGAUAUUUUCCAUGCUGUUCAUCUGUGGUGUCAGCAUCAACAUUUACUGUAUAAUAAAAUUGACCAAUAUUUAUUCAUUAUUCGCUUAUGACAUGUUGAAACGAAAAGAUUAUUUAUGGAUCAAAGAUAUUAGAAUUAAUUUGAUUGUAUUUUAUGCAAUCACAAUGAUGUUAAUCUGCUACAAUUUGGUCAUUUCAUUUCGAAUAACAAUCAAUUCAAAUGAUGCCAUAUCUACACCUAUAACUAAGAAGAAAUCUAAACGUAUAUAUUGUCUUGAUUCGGGAAUCAUUCAGAAAAUAGUGUUUGCAAUCAAUCAAUUGAUUAUGGUCGCAUUCUUCAUUGUAACAAUGUUGAUUAUAAUUGAAUUUUUUGUUUUAUGGACACUUACACAUCUCUGUACGGAUGGAUCUAAUAUUAUGCGUUUAAUGCCACAAGAUCAAUAUAAAACGGAUCGACUUCCAGGCGAAAUGGGACAAUUUCUUGAUUUAAGAGAAUUUGCACCAAUACUUGGUUUGCGUAUGAAUGAAACUCAAUUUCUAUAUUUCGAUAAUGAUAGAUUGAAAAUGUUCUGCGAUGAUUAUGUUUCAAUAUCCUAUCUUUACAGUAUAAUUUUCUUCAUUUCAUCACUAAUCACCUACUAUUCAUUGGUACAAUUAAACAUUUUAUUAGCCAGUAAUAUAAGCAAAGAUUCGAUACGAAAAGAUUUUCAAGAUGUAAUGUUUCUUUAUUUUAAUGAUGUAGCAUUGAUAAAUUCUGAACAGAGAAAAUGAGAAUAAACAUAACAAUAAAUUAUUAAUUCAACAAAAAAAA
Molecule: messenger RNA, 851 nt
Organism: Dermatophagoides farinae (American house dust mite)
Lineage: Eukaryota; Metazoa; Arthropoda; Arachnida; Sarcoptiformes; Pyroglyphidae
Source: RefSeq, a predicted model, not a curated record